UGUGGUUAGCGGAGGAGGAGAAUGGAACAGCCUAUUGUUGUGUAGGAUGUAGGCGCUGAUCGAGACUAGUGUGAGAAGUCAGUGCUUCAAUCAUGACCACGGAUGUACAAGGACGUACUUUUACUCCAACAUGAAUUUACUCUGUUUUUCUGUGAUUCUACUUGUUGCCUGCGCCGAUUCCGAAGCACCGGUGUGCUGCUCGAAGCUGGGACGACACACAACAUGCAAGUACUACUGUCAGCAGUUGCUGAGAGAGGGGACGUAUGUCCAGCAGAUGAAGCAGGUGUUGACGGCAGCGGAGCACUGUCCCUAUGACCUGGAUGAGUUUUGGCAGUGUGUCAACAUCAGUGUCCCAGUGAUGCGGCAACUGGAACAGUGGUCGGGACGACCUUGUUGUGACCUCGCGAUGACCUCCGCUUGCAAGCAGACAUGUCAAAGGGCCCACUCCAUGAAGGACAUCGACUCCACCCACUGCGAUCGGAACACGGAGAAGUCACUCUAUAAAUGUCUACACCGACACAGCGUGGGAAACAAGUGUUGUCAUCAGUCAGUGCGGGACAGCUGCAGCAUCGUCUGUCACAGCUUCUUCCUGUUGGGGUCAACGACGGCCAGAGCAAACCGUGACGUGGUGUACCGACAUUGCAAGGGGGGAAGUCUGCCAGUGGCCAAGUGUGUCCAGAACCAGACCCGCUCGGCCAGAGCCAGCAUCCCUCAAGACAACAUACCUUGCUGUCAGAAAGCCAAAACGCAGAAGUGCCAAGAGGAGUGUGAGAGAGUGUUGAAGACGUCCUUGACGGAUGACGAGAUGGUAGAGGCCCUCAUCAAAACCUGUGACUCCCCAGACAUGCGGGAUCCCUUGUGGCAGUGUUUCCUGUCUCCCCCAGUUACCAAGAAGAAUGAGACCCAGCCUGCCACCGCCUUCGAUAGUGCAAGACUCCAGUGCUGUGCCAAAGCAUCUUCGGAUCGCUGUAGGGAGCUUUGCACACAUACGUACACAAAGAGCUGGACGAAGCACGGAUCCGAGUUUGACAAGAGUUGUUCGUUUAUCCAGCCUGUCUCUGUACUGGAGGCCCCCAUGCACAACUGUCUGCAUGAUGUUGAUGAACCCUGCAAACUUGGGUGCAGCCAGCUGGAGUUCUGCACCAACUUCAACUUCCGUCCAACCGAGCCCUUCCGGUCGUGCACCAGGUCAGCGGACGAGAGUGCACGCAAGACGAUCGAGAUCUGGCAGAAGGGGAUCAUCUCCCUGCCCCAGAUGACCAUCCCAGUCAAAGAUAUCCGUGAGUGUGAGCCGGAGUUGUGGAAGGCCAUCGCUUGUGCUGUUCAGAUCAAACCCUGCCACUCCAAGCCCAGCCCUAUCUCAAUCUGUCAGGAGGACUGCAUCUACAUCCUCAACAAGUGCGUGGACUACACACGUCUCAACAGCGACCAGAGCGUACCCCAGCUGUGUCACCCGCUGCCUAAACUCUCGGACCCAGGGGCCUGCACGUCAGUCACCAGAUACCUCACGGAAAGUGAGCAUGUGUCGAAGUCGUGGGAGGUGACCAGCCCGUGUCGCCCCAACCCGUGUCGGUCUCGGGAGCUGUGUCUUGUCCGCCGCAGGAAGUGUAAACACAAGGACAAUUGCAAACCUUAUAUAUGUAAAUCAGCCUGCCUGCUGGGACACGUGUCCAGCUUCCUUGUCCCCCACGGAGCCUACGUCCGGAUCCCGGACCAGCAGACUAGCACGCGCAGCCAGCAGUGCUUCAAGGCGUGCCGCUGCGGCCACCGCAGGGAGGUCGGCAACUGCUCUCCCCUCACAUGCUUGCAGAACAAGAACUGCAACAUGGGACCCGGACAUAUCAAAGAUCAUGGCAGCCAUUUUGUGGUUGAUGGAAGCAACUGUAUCUGCAACGCUGGUCACCUGAUCUGUGCCCGCCGGACAUGCUCAGUGGACCCUGGUCUCACGGCCGGUCACUACACAGGCAUGCCAGGCAACUGCCCUGCCACCUACCAGCCGAUGUGUGGAGGAAACGGAAAGACUUUCCCCAACGCCUGCCUCGCCAAGUGUGCGGGACUACAGGAGAGUGAUCUACAGAUUGGCGUGUGCAGCACCAUCGACCCGUGUCAGAAUGAUCCAUGUGGGGAGGGGCUUAGAUGUGUUGCUAGGCGACAAGUCUGCAUCACCGGGAAGAACUGUCUACAACACGAGUGCAUUCCUGCAACCGACUUCAACAACUGCAACAACCACAUCCACGACCCUGUGUGCAACACUCACGGAGAGGAGUUCACCAAUGCCUGUCUCCUGUACUCCCACGGACGGAAACUAGCCUAUAGGGGGCACUGUAUGACGAACUGUGCAGAUUCGGGUACCGUGUGCGGCCACAACGGGGAGACCUACCCCAGCGAGUGCGCUGCUUUGGCCGACCGUGUUACCAUGGACUACCGCGGGGAGUGCCGCGCCUUCGGGAACCUCACAGCUAAUUCACCGAAGACAAGCACCUGCGCCCACAUCAAGUGUCCAGAGCUUCGACCAAAACACUGUCACGGAGUUACACCUCCUGGCGCCUGUUGCCCUAUCUGUGCCGCCGAGCUCCAAGCGCUGUUUGACCCGCGAGUAGCUGAGUUUGCUGCCAAGGAGAUGGGUGGUGGUCCUAUGAGUGUCACUGUCCUCCUCAACAUGCUGUCCGACCACCUGAUGGUAGCAGAGUGCGAUGUGUUUGGAUAUCUUGGUGUAGAUGGCGCUCUCAUCAUCCUCAUCGCCCCGGUAACGCAGGACCCAACAGAACUCCAGGUUGAAGCUUGCAUUAGCGAAGCUCGGAGGUUGGAGGAUCUCAUUCGAACAGGAAGUCCGACGCUGAUGUCCUACCUGACCUUGACCCCUUUACUCCUUGCCCCAAUGAGAGCUCCGCGUCUCGGCCGUGUCAACACUGCAGCCAUCUUGUCUCCUGCCUCCUUAUCAGUUCUGGUUGCCAUGACAAUACUAACAUUAAUAGUCACACGAACAAAGUUGUGAUGACUCUAAGAAUCUCAAAAAUUCUAUUUUUGUUUCCAUGUUUGAAAAAAUACAACAUUAUUUGAAGUUGUGACCAUGAUGCCAACAAACAAUGUUGCUAAGCAACCAUCUAAACGACACCUGGUGUUUUUUAUUGAAGGUGUUUCUUCUUUAGCCUUGUCCAUUUCUUGGAGGAAUGGAUGAUGAAAAAAUUCUGGUCAAAGACAAAUGUGAUCUAUAGUUAAGGGUCUGUUUGGGAGAAAAACUUACACAGCAAGUUGAAGGAAACAGUUCAUCAAUGGAGAAAACCCUAACAGACCCUCUGAAAAAGGUUACCUUAAGGAUCUGCACAUUCAAAUUCAGGGAUUAGAGUCAUGUGAAGCUUGCCAUAUAUUAAAAUGGUGGGCUGUCAUGUGAAAAACAUUCACAUUUUGUAAAAUGUGUUCAGUCAGAGAAAGGGCACUAGUACAAGUGGUGACAGUUUUGUAGCUUUAGAGGAGAAAUACAGCGUUCUUUGAACACCGUAAGAAGAUGUUGUGCCAAAACAGGACCUUUCGGGACGAUGUCCUGCAGUGUGGCAAAAUGACGAAUCUUCCGCUCUGGACUUCGAAACAAGUUGUCAUGUGAAAUUGUCAUGUGACUCUACAAAUGGUCGUGUGAAUCGCCAAGUUACAUUGUCAUGAGACAUUAAGUAGUCGUGUUACACAAGUGACCAGGCGACAUUUAUGAACUCAGUCAUAUGACUCUUCAAGUGGUCAUGUGAUGUUUCUGUGUGAAGGUUGUUGGGGAUGUAGAAUGAUUGGAAGUGAUAGUAGUUCUCAGGAGGCGUCAUAUGGCCUCACAUACCCCUACACUGGAGAUAUUGCUAUAACGAUAUAUUGCGAUGUACCAAAGGUCUCCUUAACGAGAAGCUAUACUCUAGAGGUAGCUGUUGACCGUCAGUAUGUGAUAUUUCAGUCUGUGUGCUCGUUCUGUAUUAUGGGAUGUAUAUAUGUCUUUACUUUCCGUCGUAGUGGCAUAUUUAGUGCUAUGAGGAGUUGUCUCCCCUUACCCCACAUUAAAUUUGAUGUCAUUUAUUUUAUUUUUUUAGAAUUAUUUUUUUUAUACAUUUUGAUUUUUUUUCAGUUAUUUAUACCAUGUAGCUUCCCUUACUUGACCUGAUACAUUAGUGAGUUAACAUUUUAAAGAUGAACAAUAAAUAACUGUCCCAGCAUCACUGUAUCCCCUGGUGGUAGAUGGUGUAAGGGGAGACAAUUCUACCAUGAUUUAUCUGACUAUGAGAGCAACCCACACCUGUAUUGACCUGUCCCCAUGUUGACAGUAUCUGUUGAAGAAUCAGUAUUCCUAAAACUACUUACCACAUAUCAGAUCUAUGUCUCGGUUGUCAUACGGUUGAUGUGAUCUCUUAAAUUCUACUCCCCUAAGGAAAAUGCAAGAACAACGAAAAAUUGCAUCUCACCUUUAACUCUUGUGUAAUAAUCCUAACCCUAGUAAAUUAUGUUAAUCCUACCCUACUGACUGCUGUGAAUGUGUGAAGUUUGUGUGUGUGAAUGUGUGAAUGUUUCAGGUUUGAGUGUGUGAAUGUGUGUUAGAAAGGUAUAUUCAUUGUUUACUUAGUGUAAUGUACAAAGCAACACCUUUUGCCAUGUUUUUUGUCUUUGUUGCCAUGGUUAUCACUGUUGCUAUGGUUCUUCUUUCUGUAACCAUAGUUUUUUAACCGUUUGCUUUCCAUUAUUCCCAUGGUGACAACCGUUUGUAUUAUGAAAACUGAAUCAAAAUCAACUCUAGUUCUUCUGCACUAGUGGUACUUGCUAAAGUAAUUACCUUAGAUUUUUAAUAACCAUGGUAACAAGGUCAUAGAAUUAGCAGACAUGUAUCAGAGAUAUAUUUUUGUGAAUCUCAUUAGAUUGGUUACCAUGUCAACCUGAAUAUUGGCCAAUGGAAUGCAGUGUAUUGAUCUGAACAGAACUACUUCUAAUGUACGUCACUCCAAUUUGGACAAUUUCAUUUAAUAAUACUUCCAGGAAAACACUGUCCAUUCACAGAAAACUGAAAUCUUUUUAUCAUUUUAAUACAUUGUUUGUGUAAACAAAAGAGUAAUUAAAUAAUGCCAGAGUGUUGUAUGUUGCUGGGAUGACUCACCAUUAGAGAAUAGUUCUGUUCUUGAAUGGCAUAAUUCUAUUUCGGUCGGCGUACCCCCCGGACCCCAGCCUAUGUGUGCUUGUUGCUAUUACUCCUUUUUGUUUGUUGCUUUAUAUUUAUCUUUCAUGAUUUUGUGUUAUUGCAUAAUUUAACCCAAACCAACAGUUCUGGAUACUUGUUACGAUGGUUGUAAGAUUUAUACUUUGUUUUUGAAUCUGUUUUGUUUCAAUCAUUAACGACACCAAAUAUUGCCAAGACUACUAAAAUGCUGCCGCCAAAUGGAUUGUAUCGGUAGUGAUAGACUUAUGAGUGAGUGAGUGUUUUCAGUUUUACUCAGUGUGUAAAUCAUUUAGUAAAACUUCUGCCCGUAACCCCUGCCUCGACAUUUACAAAAAUCCUAACCCUGGCAAGAAGUAUUAAGAAAUUAUUUGUGUAGUGUUUGGGUAAGGGUUAUGUUGCCCUAACCCAGGCAAAAUUUGAAGCAUGGGUUUCGGUCGGAAAUAUUUACAGUCAUUGUAUUUCCUUAUCAUGCCAAAGAUAAUUGCUUGCUCUAGUUCCAAUCAUGCUUUAUAUUUAAAUUCUUGUGUUGGCUUCAAGAUACGUUUUCUGAAGGAUAAACUAUGAAGUGAGACAGCUUGACAAACCACAAUAAUAUUUAAAUAGUUUAGACCAUGGCCUGCCAUGACUCUCAUAGAGUUACCUCCCUUUGCAGUGUUCUGGUCAGCCUGUGCAUGCGUGUGACCUCGGUUUACAACAGUGACUGGCGGCCAGACUGUCACAAGGCAGGGAACUCAUGCUUUGACGCUUUAGUUGUUGACUUUGUCUUACAAAUUGGAAAUGUUCGACUUGUGGUAUUGAAAACUUGCAGUGUACGUUAGACUCACAAAGGUAGCGGUUACUGUUGUGCUUCACAACAAGCAUAAUGUCAGACCAGAGGGUUGUGUGACAUCAAGGGCGACAGGUGGAUCAGAUGUGCCCAGUCCCGACAUGUUUCUUGAAUCUAUAGUCAACAUUUUGUGAGCAUUUGGAACCGGGGCAUAAUGUAAAAAUAUUUCACAGUAGUACAUUGUCAAAUUCUAACAGUCAAAUGCAUUUUGAGCUUUCUAAAUUAAAUGGCAGAUUCCUGGGGUGGGACCUUGAUUUUGUUUAAUAAUUAUACCUGUUAAUUAAUUAUCCACUUUUGACUCCCUUUUGAAAACUGUAAUCCAUCUUUUAUGUUAACUGUUUCUUACGACCCUAACACCUGUUUGGUUUGUCCCCUCCACCCACCUUCUCAUAGUCCUGCCUACUUCUGCUGUAGCUAACUGCCUUGCUGCAAAUACAAUGGCAUGUUGUACAAUCCAAUGGCUUGUUAUAUGACACAACAGUAUGUUGUAUAACACAAUGGCAAUGUUGUACAAUCCAAUGGCAUGUUAUAUGACACAACAGUAUGUUGUAUAACACAAUGGCUAUGUUGUACAGUCCAAUGGUCCUGUUCUACAGGUCAAUGGCAGGUUAUACAACAAUCUUGUAUAACACAGUGGUCAUGUUGUACAAUCCUGUAGUCAUGUUCUACAGGUCAAUGGCAGGUUAUACAACAUGAUGGAAUCUUGACAAUGGUCAUGUUGUACCAUACAAUGGCUUUAUUGUUCAAAGCAAUGGCUGUAUUGUACAACACAGUGACUAUAUUGUACAACACAGUGGCUAUAUUGUUCAACACAGUGACUAUAUUGUACAAAGCAAUGGCUAUAUUGUACAACAGUGACUAUAUUGUACGAAGCAAUGGCUAUAUUGUACAACACAGUGACUAUAUUGUACAAAGCAAUGGCUAUAUUGUACAACAUUGUACUUGUAUUAAGUAUUGUUACCUACCAACUUCUAAAAAUACCAAACAGUUGAUGUUGUACAACACAAUGGCUGUGUUGUACCCCCUGUACAGAUUGCUGUGUACUCAAAGUGCUAUGUUGUGGUUGAGUGAGUGUGCUCACUAUGUCUGUGACAAUCAGUUGAAAUGUAAUUAACCAAGAUGACAAAAAAAAACGAGACAAUUUUUUAUCAGCAUUUUUGUGUCUUUUAUACAUUGUUUUUGUGCUGUUUUUGUUUGUGUGAUAAUUUAUCUUUGGCGCUGCAAGAUAAAUAAACUAAUAGUUGUCUUUUCAUACAUGUACUGUGCAGGGAAUUAUGGCUGGAAGUGGCAUGGGGAAAUAGGAUUGUUGUUGGGACAGGGAAAUAAUAAUAAUAAAUGGGGAAAUAGGAUCCUAGGUGGGAAGGAGAAAUAAUAGUAUAUGGGGAAAUAGGAUCCUAGGUUGGAAGGGGAAAUAAUAAUAUAUCAUGAUAUAUGGGGAAAUAGGAACCUAGGUGGGAAGGGGAAAUAAUAAUAUAUCAUGAUAUAUGGGGAAAUAGGAUCCUAGGUGGGAAGGGGAAAUAAUAAUAUAUCAUGAUAUAUGGGGAAAUAGGAUCCUAGGUGGGAAGGGGAAAUAAUAGAAUAUAGGGGAAAUAGGAUCUUUGUCAGGGAGGUGAAAUAAAAGAUGCUGGACAUAAAAUUUGGUUGGGAAAUAUAGCUGUAACUGGCAUGCGGAAAUACUUCCCUUAUAAGGGAGGUGGAAUUUGGAAUUUGCGGAUAUGUUGUUGUCUGCAUGACGAAAUGUCCUAUGGGCUUGUUAUUUAUAUUUUUUUGCAUUGUGAAAAGGAACAUGGGCAUUAUUACAAUCCGCUGUUUGAAUGUUUUAAAGUUUGUUUAUGGGGUGGGCGGGUACCUGCAUUGUAUGGGGUGGGAGAGCUAUAUUCAGGUGUAAUUUAUUAUGUGUGACAAGGCAUACUGAGCGCAAACUGCUCAGUGUGCGUGUGUUUUGUGGACGUUACAGUCACUGUAUUUAUAAACAUGCAUGGAAUUUUGUUACUGGUAGGACAAAUGGAAUUGGGUUUCCACUGAUUAUAUUUGUUCUCAUUCAAGUGUCAUGUUGUUUGCCAUAACAAGGUGGACAUGGGUUGGUUCAUUGUCAUUCAUUGGGCACAGCCUACUUCAACCCUUGGCCAGGUGACAGAGGCGGAGUUGAAUGAUAGUGUUAAUCUCUCUGUGUAUUGUGUUCAGAUAUGCUCUUGGACUAUUUGUGAUACACACGUGAACACCGACCAACUAGUAUUACCACAAUGUGCAUUCACACAAGUAGGACAACAACUGAGGAAACGUGCCAGACAUUACAAUGGAGAGACUUUGUAAGUUGUACAUGGCAUUGAUAUUCUGUAACCAUGGCAACUGUUGAAUUAUUUCCAUUUAGGAAAAGCCGGCAAUGUGUUCACAUUGGGUAGAUUUUAUCCUGCAUUAGGACCACCACUUAUUGCGUUGUCAUUCUACAAGGCCACAUGUUGCUACAUUAAGCUAAAAAAAAUAAUCGUCUUGGUUCUCAGGCACCACCCACAUCAUCAUUUUCAAUUUGCAGAAAAAAAAUAAAAAUUCUAAUACUUUAAAACAAUUUGAUCCAAUAUAGCACGCAGUUACUUCCCUUUACAAGCGCACUGCUUUACUGCGUAUCUCAUGUUAUGGUCAUGGCGGCAAUUGGAGUUUGUACGCUUGUUUAUGUAGGGAGCAAAAGAAAAUCACCUCCAAACCGCACUAUAUUUUCAAAAGUCAUUGCCUGAGAACCAGUUCUUUUAUUUUUUUAAGCAUUAUCGUCCUUGAUUAUUGUAGGCCUAGUGUGUACAGGAGUGGCUGGAAAGACUAGAGUUUAGAUUAUUGAAAGAUCUACAUAGCUUGGUGAAUUAUUAUCAUCACCAAGUCCUUGUUUUGAAUUCACAUUUCUAAAUCAGUGAGACAGAAUGAACAAACACUUAGCCGGUUGUAGUUUAACGACAUUUGAAAGGUGACUUCCACUACAAGUUGUGUUUCUUGUAAAUGUAUAACAAAGCUGAUAGCAUCUCAUUUGCAUAUGUCUCGGGUUGAGGGGAAAACGCAUGUAUCACAUCCAGGAUCAGGUCAAAAUAUUUCUGGAUUUACAAAACAUCCGAGUCUGCACUUCUCCAGCUGGCGUACACUAUGUUCCCCCAGGGAGGGAUGUAGCAGCACACGCUGGAGAACUGUUGACGAAGAUGUGAUGCUAGUACAGAUUUGUGCAGGUAUUCAGAAUGGUAGUGAGUUAUAGAAGACGCCUGUCACUGAAUGUCAGUCUGAAUGCAUCCAAACUCAUUCUGUCACUGAAUGUCAGUCUGAAUAUAUCCAAACUCAUUCUGGCACUGAAACCCUAGUCAGAUUAAGCCAUGAAUUAAAUUUGAAAUUGCGAUAAAUGUCUUUCCUUUAGACUUAGACUUUAGAUAUUUUGUUAAGUAUUCCUUGAUGGAUUCUUAAGACUUAAUUUGGUUCUUGGUGCAAGGCCUGAUGUGGAACUUUGAAAUAGAAGUAGGGUCUUCGUGCUGAGAUUGUAUGACCCACGUUUUGCAGGUUUAUGUUGUGGUAGAUGCUAAAACUGCAUACUUACAAAAUUGUUGCUAGGAGACUAGGGUUAUCCUAUACUAUAACACAGACCAAGUUGUUGCAAUGUUAUAGUAUAGUCUUAUUGCAACAAUGUUUGGUCAUUUUUGUUAUUAUGUAGGAUAUUACAAAUCUUAGUGCUACAACUGUUGUAAGUCUUUGUUUGGUUAGAGGAGUCUUAUCACUACAACUGUUGUACUCUGUUAAUGUAUGAGAGUUACAUUGGCUUAGUGCUAAGAUUACUUUUUUACGAGUAGGCCCCGGGAGGGUCCCUUGCAACAAGCUAUCUUAGCGCUACAGCUGUAAACUCCCAUACUUUACUAUAGGCUUAUGAAUGUCAUACUGCUAAGAUGGUUUGUGGAACAGGUCCAGGGUGUCCUUUAUACCAAGCUAUCUUAGCGCUAAGGUCAUCGUAACUCCCAUACUUUUAAAUGUGAGCCUCGUUAUGGGAAUAUGCAAAUGAGAUGAGAUCUGGGAGUGAGUGAGUGAGUGAGACGUGGAGUAUUAUCGUGUGUGGUUCCUGUUCUAGUCACGAGUACAGAGGUUACAGUGUAUCGCUAUGCAAGUCGUGCGUCACCUCUGCGUGUUUGUUGCAUUUAUACUUGAUGAUCAUUUGACUUGUGUACAUAGUAAUGUCUGUUUUAUCCUCCAUGUUGCUCCUCACAAUUGUACAGUUCUCGUUAAAACAGGACAAUAAAAUCCAUACAGUUUCUA
Molecule: messenger RNA, 10274 nt
Organism: Haliotis rufescens (red abalone)
Lineage: Eukaryota; Metazoa; Mollusca; Gastropoda; Lepetellida; Haliotidae
Product: reversion-inducing cysteine-rich protein with Kazal motifs-like
Exons: 23
Coding region: 131-2995 (954 amino acids)
Biological process (GO): extracellular matrix organization
Cellular component (GO): plasma membrane
Molecular function (GO): protein binding; metalloendopeptidase inhibitor activity
Source: RefSeq, a predicted model, not a curated record